Molecule: messenger RNA, 546 nt
Organism: Prunus armeniaca (apricot)
Lineage: Eukaryota; Viridiplantae; Streptophyta; Magnoliopsida; Rosales; Rosaceae
Source: the annotation of a GenBank genome assembly
AUGAAGGGAGACCCCUCUAAUAGGGACACCAGUAAAUACUGUGCAUUCCACGGGGAGCACGGUCAUUACACCAACAACUGCAAUGCUUGGAAAAUGCACCUUGAGGAGCUAGUCAGAGAAGGCCAUUGCACAGAAUUUGAACCUCCUCAAAAGGUCAUUCGAAUCAACACCAUUCUAGCUGACUCCCAAGAGUCUGGGCUGACCACCAAGGAGCGUAAGAGAAAGAUUGCUCAGGCAACUUAUGUCUCCCAAGUCACAACGGGAGUACCAGCCAUUGUGGAUACACCCAUCAUCGGCUUCCAGAAGAAGGACUUGAUCGGGCUUGACCUGCCACAUAAUGACGCCCUAAUCAUCUGCAUCCAAAUUGAACAAGCUGUGAGCGAGCGAGUUCAUGUAGAUGAGGGUAGCAUAGCCAACAUCCUGCAACUAUCUGUUAUCCAACAGAUGGGGUUAGAGCCCAAGAUUAGCAAACUUGCCAGAUCGCUCAUCGGCUUCAAUGGAGCCACAUCAAUCACUGUUGGAAUGAUCGACGUUGACGUCCACUGA